GAUCUCUGUGGUCAAAGCCUGGCCUGAUUUCUACCCUGAUGGGCAUUCUGACUUCUCAACUCGAUCUUGGACCAGAAGCCCAAGUGUGCCUUUCUGGAUGAGAUGGCCAGAUAUGUCCCAGACUUUCUCUGAUGACUCAUUUGAGGGCCUUACUUCACUCCCCAAACCCAGGAGCUGGUUCCUGUGGGCAGCGCCUGACGAGCCUGACCCUCUCCUUUCUGCAGUUCAAGGGAAAGACGAGAUCUUGCACAAGGCACCCUACGUCUGUCCUCCACAAGGGAAGGGUGACAUGGAGCCUCUUGGGCUGCUCAUCUUGCUCUUUGUCACAGAGCUAUCCCGAGCCCACAACACCACGGUGUUCCAGGGCAUGGCAGGCCGGUCCCUGAGGGUCUCCUGCCCCUACAACUCCUUGAAGCACUGGGGGAGACGCAAAGCCUGGUGCCGCCAGCUGGGUGAAGAGGGCCUGUGCCAGCAGGUGGUCAGCACUCACCCCUCGUGGCUGCUGUCCUUCCUGAAGAGGCACAAUGGGAGCACGGCCAUCAUGGACGAUGCCCUGGGUGGCACACUCACCAUUACUCUGCGGAAUCUUCAAGCCCACGACGCUGGUCUCUAUCAGUGCCAGAGUCUCCAUGGUAGCGAGGCCGACACCCUCAGGAAGGUCCUGGUGGAGGUGCUUGCUGACCCCCUUGAUUACCAGGACCCUGGAGAUCUCUGGAUCCCUGAGGAGUCCGAGCGCUUUGAGGAUGCCCAGGUGGAGCACAGCAUCUCCAGGAACCUUUCUGAAGAGGAGAGCCCCUUCCCACCCAUUUCCAUCCUUUUCCUCCUGGCCUGCAUCUUUCUCAGCAAGCUUCUGGCAGCCAGCGCUCUCUGGGCUGCAGCCUGGCAUGGGCAGAAACGGAGGACACCCCAUGCCAGUGGGCUGGACUGUGGCCAUGACCCAGGUUACCAGCUCCAAACCUUGACAGAGCUGAGAGACACGUGAGAGGAGGACCCACGGUGGAGGAGAGGCCCAGGAGAGGUCUGCACGGACCACCCCAGCCUGCUGCACACCUGCCCCUUGGCCACCAAGUCUCCUGGUUCUGCUUUCGCAAAAGGCCACUCUGCCUGUACCCUGCUUCUCUUGACCCCUGGAAGCAGGGAUUUGUGCGUGUGUGCACGUGUGUGUGUGUGCAUGUGUGUGUGUGUGUGCAUGGGAGGUGGGAAGGACAUCUACCAACUUCUGGACAUUGGACAUUAAACACUCUCACAAAUAAAUCCAA
This is a messenger RNA of Delphinapterus leucas (beluga whale), 1259 nucleotides long. It is a transcript of the gene TREM2, whose product is annotated as triggering receptor expressed on myeloid cells 2. The record is from RefSeq and is a predicted model, not a curated record. Gene Ontology annotation, molecular function: signaling receptor activity. NCBI's taxonomy places the organism in Eukaryota, Metazoa, Chordata, Mammalia, Artiodactyla, Monodontidae. Gene Ontology annotation, cellular component: cell surface.